Messenger RNA from Sinocyclocheilus grahami, 1598 nucleotides. Its product is annotated as zinc finger protein DZIP1L-like. The record is from RefSeq and is a predicted model, not a curated record. NCBI's taxonomy places the organism in Eukaryota, Metazoa, Chordata, Actinopteri, Cypriniformes, Cyprinidae. Gene Ontology annotation, biological process: cilium assembly. Bases 1 to 1359 code for a protein of 452 amino acids. The transcript is spliced from 11 exons. Gene Ontology annotation, cellular component: cytoplasm; ciliary basal body.
AUGUCUCAGCUGAGUACUGAGUACCUGCUGCACUGCCAGGACAUGCUGAGCGCUCAGCUGUCAGGACUGGAGGAGCGUCUGCAGGCGGCACUCUCUCUAGUCCAGCGAGGAGAAGAACAGCAAACUGAACUUGAAAAAAAUGUGCAGGAAGCCAAACAGGAGAAUCGACGGAGAAAGAAAUUGAUCACCACUCAACAGCUCCUCCUGCAGACCAGUGCUAAUAAUUAUCACAAGAAAAGUGAAUGGAAGAAGAAAUUUCAGGAAGCACAGAACAGACACCGACAGGAGAAAGUGGAGCUGAAGGGUGAGAAUGCCAGGCUUGUGAAGGCCUUGUCUGUGGAGAAGAACUCUGGCUCCAGUCUGCAGAAACUUCAGCAGCAGGUUGUCUCUCUCUCUUCUCAGCUGAGCCAGAAGGACAGACUCAUCAAAUCUCAGGAGGAGAAGAUUAAAAAGCUGUCAGUCAUGGCAGUCUCAGCUCCAGUGGUUUUGCAAAAAGCCCAAGAUUCUCCUGAGGAACCAGAGGAGGAAGAUGUAGAGAGCAUGGAGGAUUCAGAUGAACCCCAGUGGAAGGUCCUAAAGUCACACAAAGGAAAGUCAGAGCUGAUGAAAGAGUCUAGACCCAUUCUAGAAGAAUUACUGGAGAAAAAACUGGAGAAUAUGGGACUGCGGAAGGAAACUCAUUCUUAUAUAUUUGUUUCAGGGGGAAAGAAAAAUUCAACCCCAGUGAAGGAAAAAAGUCUCAGAUCCAGGGAGGGCUCAAAGUCGUCCACUUGGAGGACCAAAAGCCAGCAGCCACAAGCACUUGUUCCAACAGCCACCCCACGCUCCAAUGCACCUCAGAAUCAGACUCCAAAAACACAGCAAAAAAAGAACGGCACACCACCUUUCAGUUCAGAUGAGGAUGAGUCAGUCGAGGACAGUGCCUAUAUCACCAGCUCACGUGGCAAGCCUUCCCCCUCCGUGCGCCUUGUCCAAUCAGGAUCACUUCUGAACCCAACAGCUGAGCCUGAUUGGACAGACAGUGAACUGUCAGAGGCUUCUGACACACCCAAACUCCACAAAAGUCCCAAUUCACAUGGUUCUGUUGUCCAAACACUGACAAAAAGUUUGGAAAGACAGCUAAGCACACCAGUCAAAAAGCCUGUGGGCGGGACUAGAGUUCUGCCACCAUCCAGCUCCUCCCCUCGCCCUGUCAUUGUAAAACAGCGAGCGCUGUCUGAUGAGGAGAGUGAUUUGGAGCUGUCCUCCAUAGAAGAGCUGACGGCCAACCGUGCAAGAGUACACAAAAGUUCAGAGGUUGGCGGGACCUCAGGGACCAGUGCAUGGAGCUCUGCGGCCAGUAGACCAGGAGCGUGGUGAAUUGUGAUGUGACUGUGUCAAAUAAAUGCAUGUAUUCACUCCAAACCCAAAUUCUCAAGGAAUUUACAAGUGCAAUUACAAAAGAAUCAUUAUUAAAGGGCUUUUGUACGCUUUAAGAAAUAAGUAAACCCAAAAAUUGUAGCCUAAAGAAACAACCAUUACUUGUUUGUGUGCUGUAGUAUAAGCAGUACUCAUUUAUAAUGAGCUGUGAGUUUUUGCUCUGUUUUUUUUUAAGUAAU